UCUAGAAUUAUUAAUUUUUGUAGGCCUCCAGAUAGUCACAGUCAAACCAUUUUUGAUAUUUAGAGGGUUGUUUGGUCGUACUUUUACCAAAUUAUAUAAACAUCUCAUUGUAAGUACCAGUUAGCGGAGCGGUUAUUCUUGUAAGCCAAUAACUACACCAGCGGAUUUGCAUCUGGGGAAUGUUACGAAUAGUCUUUUAUGCCAGAUUGCGACAUAUGCCGCUGUGACCAUCGGACAGAAACCCUGGAUGCCGAAGCGCGACCAUGCUGUGUUUCCGUUCUCGAGCGCCUGCGUCUCCGUCUCUAUAGUGCCGACUGAGUUUUAUGUACUUAUGCGGUACAUUAACACAGACAGUAUGCAGUAUAUAGAUAUAUUUAUAUUUAGUAUGCACUUUGCCGUACAAAAUACAGUCUACGCGCUCUUUUCCCACAUUCAGUUGUCUUCAGGAUUUCGCGGUUGUAAACUCUGCCGUUUCAACUGAACCAGGGUGUCAUCCAACAUGCGGAGCCUUAUGAUCUUGGUGGUUGCAGUAAUAUGCAUCCCGUCCAUAAUUCAUCCCGUUGCGUCUGUUAAGCGACUUCCUAUUGAUACAGCAUUCUGCGAAGACCUGCUAGCCAGUUGCCGGCUUUACGAUGGCCCUGCUGCCCAUGCCUCCCGUCAGUUCAAUUUUACGAGAACGGUGCCAUGGCCGUUAUCACUCGAAUACCUGGCUUCUCAGCGUCAAACAGCCGAAUACUUUUGCGGAGGGCUCGUGGAAUCGGGAAUGUGCUUUCGGGCAGUGAAUGCCAUGUGCCCUACUAUUUUUGAACAACUGAAAGUGAAAAAGGCGUCACAGGGAUGGUUCCACGCCGAAUUCCUCAUUGCUUUCAGUAAAUUGUGUCAACUGCCAAAUGGUUCUUUACCCCUUGCUCGUGCCAUGAGCGACUGCACUGGACAACAGUCUCCAGUGUUAGUGUACGAGUCGUUCAAUUCGUACUUUGCGAAGAGGAUUUUGCACUCGGAUUUAAAUCAUUUCGAGGAUAUCUCACCGGAUCCUGCGGCGGCUCAUCGUAAUUUGUGCCGGUUUCUUGAAAUGGUUGCAGCAGACAUCCAAGGCAGCGUAAAGAAGGAAUUAGUGGAGAUGUGCGGAAACGAAUUUGUCGUAAAUGUGCUGGUGGAAGAGAUAAAGAACAUACAUCUACUGCACUGCAUAAACAUGGACCCGACUACUGCUCAAAGUAAAUCCGUCUGGCGUAUGUAGUGCCGUACCAUGCCGAAAUCAGUGGAACCUCGAGACAAUCACAAGCGCAAAACAUGAAUAAACUGCAUUAUGGUGAUGGUAUGUCCGAUCCGUCGAUUGAAACUGUAUUAGACAUUGUGUUCGGAGUGUACUUGCACUUAAGAGAAAAACACAGAUACUGACAUAAUAAAGUAAAUUAAUGCAUCUUCUUGAAGCAAAAUAAAGCUGACAUCUCAGUAAUUGCAGUAAUUGUAAGAGUGCGAAGUAUUUUACAUUAUCAGAAAGAACCUAAAAUGAAUGUACAAGUUAGGUGAUUAAUUUCUUGCUUAAAUGUAAGAGUAUAUGUAAUACAGUACAUUUUACAGUCACAGUAGCCACUAAUCCCACUAUACGUACUACAGCUUCCAAAUCAUCAAAAUAAUUUUACGAUGAAUAAUUAUGAUGAAUGCAUUCGAUUUAUAUAUUUUUCAUUAUACGAUAAAUAUGUCUAUAUGAUAUCAGUAUUUGACGUGCCACUCCAAGUGCACGUAACCUUUAAAGAGUGGGGCGUGGCGGGCAGUGGUAUUUCAGCGAGUGAAGAAUUUUUGAUACUUCUGCUAACUGGUGCUGCAAAAUUCAGCUAAACCGGUCUGUCAACGUUUCAUUCAGUUAAUUUAAUGUUUUCUGCUUUGUUUCGAAAAUGGCUGGAAUACAUUCCCAGCAGUCCAUUAAUCAGUAAUCAGGUGACAGUAAGUGUCAAUAGGUUCUUUUGGUGCCUUUCCUGGCGGUGGUGGCAGAAAUAUAAUUGAAAAAGAGCCGCUGGUGGCGAAAUUGUAAGAAUAAAUUGCAAGGUGGUGGCAAUAGCCAAAAAGGCGUGUAGUAAGGUGUAAAAAUAGUCAAAAAGGGGUAAAAGGGGGUGACAGUAGCCGUUUCCCACAAAAAACAUCGAUUAAGAUUGCUCGUAUAUGGAACACAGUAUCGAGAUUUGAAACAUACGGCUUCCGGAUUGAAUGGUUUCCGAAAUGAAUGGUUAUUGGACACCAACAUUACAGGGUCGAGGUGUGGAAUCAAACAGUGCAACAGGUGCCGGAUUGCAGUUGCUACCUUUCGACACCCGGCUUGGUAACUUCAUGGAUGUGAGAAUUUUCUCCGAAUCUUCUAGAACGCUUGCCUGAAGUCUACACUCAAGGCUAAGACGCGAAACAACUUUGGUCAUUUUUAAUACCGGAUUUGUCUCAUUGGCCAGCAACUGCGCAUUCUUCCUUUACAUGGUCGCUCUUAUUCUUUUCCAUACCAAACCGGAUGAUAUUGAACCACCACCAAGCUAUCGGUGAUCAUGACGAGGAAGAGGAAAACGUAUGCGGCCGGACAAUGAUAACGAAUGGAUAUUCGUAGUAGUGAUAGCUACAUGGGCAGAUUGGAAAUGGACAUGGCAGCCAGACUUCUCUGAAUCAUAUUCAUGGUUACGAGUAUCUCCACGAGCAGCGCACCGUUGUCGGCAGCGAUCAAUGGCAUGGAGAUACAAACGGUCAGUCGUUGCGGAUACACUGCUGCCGGUUGGUGUGGAGGUCUACGCGGUAGUGAUCUGUGCGUAAUCCGUGGAAACCGAAUUAGAGUGGUAUCAAACAUGUGGAGCCAUCUCAUCCUCGUGGUUGCACUAUUCUGCAUACCUUCCAUAAUUUAUCCCGUUGUAUCUGAUGUCGAUAUAGCUUUCUGUGAAGAUCUGCUGGCCAGCUGCCGGCUUUAUGAUGGCCCUUCCGCCCACGCCUUCAAACGGUUCAGUUUUACCGAGACAGUGUCAUGGCCGCUGUCGCCGGAAUACCUGGCUUCGCAACGUCAAGCAGCCCAAUUUUUUUGCGGAGGGCUACUGGAGUCGGGAAUGUGCUUUCGGUCGGUGAACUUAUUUUGCUCUGAUAUUUUUGACCAUCAGAAAAUGAAGAAGGCGUCACAGGGAUGGUUCCAUGCCGAAUUCCUCAUUGCUUUUAGCAAACUGUGUCAGCUGCCAAAUGGCUCUUUUCCCUUUGCCCGUGCCAUGAGUGAUUGCACUGGACAGCACUCGCAGCUGUCUCCAAAGCUAGUAUACGAUUGGUUCAACUCGUACUUUGCGCAAAGGAUUUUGCACUCGGAUUUAAAUCAUUUCGAGGAUAUCUCACCGGAUGUUGUGGCGGCACACCGUAAUUUGUGCCAGUUUCUUGAAAUGGUUGUAGCGGACAUUCAAGGCAGUGUAAAGACGGAAUUGGUAGAGAUGUGUGGAGGCGAAUUUGUCGUAAAUGUGCUGGUGGAAGACAUGAAGAACAUACAUCUAGUGCACUGCAUAAACAUGGAUCCGUCAACGGCUGAAAGUAAAUUCCCCUUCCGUAGGUAGUGCCUUAUCAUGGCAAAACUGUAUUUAGUGCCGUAUCUUGGCGAAAUCAGUUGAACCUUGAGGCGGUCACAAUUAUAAACAAAAUAUACGUUUUUUUGCUGUUAUUGUUGUAUGAUGGUGUUUCGGAUUCGUUGACUAAAAACUGUAAUACAAUCUGUGUACGGAGCGUGCCUGUACUGCGGAGAGAAAUACCGGUACCUACCGUAUACUGCGGGGAGAAAUACCGGUACGAGU
Molecule: messenger RNA, 3797 nt
Organism: Paramacrobiotus metropolitanus
Lineage: Eukaryota; Metazoa; Tardigrada; Eutardigrada; Parachela; Macrobiotidae
Exons: 9
Coding region: 2658-3563 (301 amino acids)
Source: RefSeq, a predicted model, not a curated record